AUGGAUGCUUUAAAAGAUGUUAAUCUAUAUCUGUCAGAACUUCAACAUUUGACUUAUUUGGAUCUUUCUAGACUUCAUAUCCAUGCCGUUCCAGAAUUCCUUGGUUCUAUGCAACGCCUACGCUAUCUUUCUCUACAAGGAGGAGAAGGCGACGCUAUUCCCAUUCCCAGCAGCAGUAUUAGCAACCUCACCAACUUGCGUGCUCUUUUUCUCGAUGAUUUCACUUUCACCAACCUUACUGCAAGUACUUGGCUUGCUCCACUUUCCUCAUUACAAUAUCUUGGCUUAAAAGAUAUGGAUCUCCCCAUGAAUCUGUAUAAGGUCAUGAACCUCGUGUACUUAGAUCUGUCUCGUAAUCAAAUAACUGGAUCCAUUCCUGAAAGCCUUCAACCCAGAACACCCAACUUGAGGUCCUUGCUUCUUAAUGAUAACUUCAUGAAUGGUUCGUUGCCAAGUUCAUUGGGGAAUCUCAAAUUCUUGUCCAAAUUUGAUGUUUCCAACAAUAAGUUAUCUGGCAAAAUUCCAAGCACAAUUUGGAAUCUUUCAUCAUUGGAGUGGCUGCAUCUGAAUAAUAACAAGUUUCAAGAAAAACUUCCUUCGUUCUUGUCAAACAUGAAAAACUUGAUAUUAUUAGAUGUUGGGGAGAAUCAACGGUCAGUCAACUUGGACUUGUCAAAUAACUUCUUGUCUGGAUCAAUUCCUACUGGAAUAUCUUUCCUUUCAAAAUUGGUUGGACUCAAUUUCUCCUACAAUAAUUUGUCAGGCAAGAUUCCUGAAAGGAUUGGAGACAUGAGGUCAUUAGAGUCUAUUGACUUGUCUCAUAACCAUCUUAGUGGUGCUAUUCCAAGAAGCAUGAUUGACUUAAAUUUUUUAAGUCACUUGAAUUUAUCAUACAACAACCUUUCAGAAUCAAUUCCAAUUGAAAAUCAAUUUCAAACCUUGAACGAUCCACUCAGUUACACUGGUAACCAAUAUCUCAGUGGAGCUCCACUCCCAAAAUAUUGUCUCGGUGAUGGUUCUCAUCAUGUUCCUACCUUUGAAGGCUAUGAAGAUGAAGAUAGGGAAAAUGACCAGCUAGGGAAAGCGCUGUUUUACUCAAUUGUAUCCUUUGGCUUUGCAACUGGUUUCUGGGUAAUUAUUGGGUUUUUGUAUUUCAAAAACAAUUGGAGGUAUGCUUGCUUUGAAUAUGUGGAGAAGGUAUAA
This is a messenger RNA of Arachis ipaensis, 1203 nucleotides long. Lineage: Eukaryota; Viridiplantae; Streptophyta; Magnoliopsida; Fabales; Fabaceae. The record is from RefSeq and is a predicted model, not a curated record.